AUGGCGCAUAACAUCCCCGCGGGCUUCAUCAGUCUUGCAGACACCCGUGACGUCCCGCUGCACAGCCUCUUGAAUGUUAUUGGAGUCGUCGUGGAUGUCAUGCCCCCGGCCCCGACCAGAAAGGGCCAGUAUAUGAUCACUUUCAAGCUAAUGGACCUCAAGCUUGCCGAUGCAAUAGGUGGGCGAGAGGGCUUCACGAUUCGGUUCUUCGAUCGCAACGAAGAGGAUCUCCCAAGGGUCAAGAAUGUCGGUGAUGUUGUGCAGCUACGACAGAUCAAGAUCAUGCCAAUCAACGGCCAGCGGCUCGGCUUGUCUAACUUCCAGACCAGGACCAUCGUAGUACCCUCUGCAUCGAUCCCAACUCCUGCGUUCAGCAUUGGCUAUCAGGACAAGAACCGGAUUGAAGGCAUCGGGAAACCUCAGGCCCUGCAGGACUUUGGCCUCCGGGAGCAGGCAUACAUGAUUGCCCUGCGGCACUCUGCAGGCAUGUUAUCCAUCAUAGAAGAGCGACUUGCCCGCAUGUCGAAUCCCUUGGUGGGACCAGCGAGCGCACCUGUUCCAACCGGACCAGUGAGCAUGCAAAGACCUGCACCAACAGGCCCAGCGAGUAUGUCGUCCAGAUUCAUGCCCACAGGACCCGCGAGCAUGGCGAGUCAACUGCCUGCACAGCAGAACAAACAGAAAUACGUCGAGGAAUCUGGCUCAGCAGUACAGCCAUCUGUGAAGAGGCCUAGACUCACUCGCAGCUUCGGUCCUAAGUUCAAGCUGGUCGAGAACUUACAGCCAAGGACUUUUGCCGAUCUAUGCGGAGAGGUUGUGAAGAUGUAUCCGGCUCAAUGGGGUUGCGACUUUUACAUUACAGACUACACGUCAAAUGAUCAAAUGCGUUACUAUCCCAAGCCGGAUGAGGAGACAGACCAGGAGAGAGAUGGCGAUACGUUCGGCUACACGGGUCCACCCAAGAGAGAGUGGCCCGGACCCUACGGAUGGCUUGUCCUGAAAGUGAAUCUCAAGUACCCUCAUGCAGACUACGCCAGCAAAUAUGUCAAACAGGGAGAUUACGUACUGCUCUCGAACGUCAAGGGCAAUAUAUCUAGAGAUGGAUCGUCGCGUUUGGAGGGCGAUUUGUGGGCCGAAUAUGACAACCCUGAGAAGCUCAAGAUCUUGAAGUUGACAGAUCCGAGCAUACCCGAGAUUCGAGCACUACGACAACGCAAGGAAGAGUAUUGGGCUUCGAGCGGCGCACAGCCCCCCCAAGGUGAAGGCGACGCAACCGAAAGCAAGGCGAAGAAGAAGGAGGCCGCCAAGAAGCUCAAGAAGCAGGAGAGAAGGGCUGCCCAGGCCGCGCGACGGGCGGAUGAAGCAGCAGCGUUGGAGAAGAAGAGUUUGAAUCGCCAUGUGCGCUGCACACACGAAGACAUCCCUAUUACCAAAGUUGUGGAUAUCUUGGAUCUGCAGAACACCAAUCACAUCAAUUCUGCACCGGAUGGGAGGGAUUACAUUCUGCCCUUUAUCAAUGUCAAGUAUCGAGCGAAGGUCCGUGUCGUGGAUUACGAGCCAAAGGAUCUGGAGGACUUUGCUAUUCGCCCUGAGCUUGAACAUGACUCAGAUGAUCCGGACAGCAUGGACUGGAUGAAUGCUUCACCCUCCUACGAGUGGUAUUUUUCAUUACUUUUGGAAGACGCCAGCGUACCACAAUCCGUGCCAGCCGAGGAGAGACAUCGGUUAUGGGUACAGGUUCACCACCAGAGCGCACAGUUCCUCCUGAAUCGCCUCGCGGACCCAGAAGAUCUGCAGCAUAACAGUGCUUUACUCCGUGAACUGCGCGAGAAGCUCUUUCUCCUGUGGGGGAAUCUCGAAGAGAAUGGCGGCGAAGAAUUGAGUAAUCUGCCCUUUGAAUGUGUGAUAUUGGAGUAUGGCAUUCCCAUGGAGGAAGAUGAUGCCCUGAGGGAGGCAACGUCGAAUGGUUGGAAAAGAAUGUACGCUAUGGAAGGAGCUAGUAUUCUCUAA
This is a messenger RNA of Ramularia collo-cygni, 2010 nucleotides long. RefSeq lists its product as uncharacterized. Bases 1 to 2010 code for a protein of 669 amino acids. The record is from RefSeq and is a predicted model, not a curated record. The transcript has a single exon. Gene Ontology annotation, cellular component: nuclear telomere cap complex; chromosome, telomeric region. Gene Ontology annotation, molecular function: G-rich strand telomeric DNA binding; telomerase inhibitor activity. Gene Ontology annotation, biological process: telomere capping; regulation of telomere maintenance via telomerase. Lineage: Eukaryota; Fungi; Ascomycota; Dothideomycetes; Mycosphaerellales; Mycosphaerellaceae.